UCUAGUCAAUUCGUUUCAAUACAAAUUUUCCCCUUGAAUGCAAUGGAGUAGCAGAAGAGUUAAAGGAAGGUCUUUGACCAAAUCAAACUCGAAGCUUUUGGGUAAAUCUUCCUUCACAAUUCUUCUUCACUAUGUUUCUGUUACUUCAAUGGUAUGUUAAUCUUGUUUCCCGUUGUUUUCCGCUACCUUCAAUGCAUCUUCUCUGUGCUAAAAAUUAUGCUCAGUUUCUGUUGCUCAUGUUUGGGAUGCCCUAUCAAUCUCGCCCCCCUCCACUCUAUGUCCCAAUUUUUUGUUUUGCUCCUGCUGUUGUCCACAAUUUAUUUUUGAGGAAAUGUGGGAAACCGUUUCCGAAUCCCAUCUAAUUGACGAAAGACAGGUUUACUGGGUUAUCCUUUUCGAAACUACAGUGUUGAAUUUAUUUGUUGUUCCAGUGAAGAACUGAAGAUAAUGAAAUAGAUAACAAGAGUAGUGUGAAAAUGCUUUUUUUUUUGCAAAAUCAUCAUAGAUUUCUUGGUUCCAAGCUGCUUAAUUGCGUACAUAUGUUAGUUCUUUGUUAAAGGAUCGUAGUUUUGGAGUGGCAUGAUUUUCUGAUAUGGAUUCGGUCGUACGAACUAUUUUUAUCUGUUUCAUGCUAUUCAGUUCAGGAUGCAAAGCGCAAAGACAGCGAUGUGGAUUCGAAGGAUAUAUAUGAAUGAUUGUCAGUGAAGCUAUGAGUUGUUGCUAUUGAUGAAGCUUUAACUACUAGAUUUUGCAGCUCCUUAGCUUAAAAUUAGAUAUAUUGUGAAAGGUACAACCUUUGGGACGGUUGAGUAUAAUUUUGUAUACUAGCUGUUUUAGCCCAUUAACUUCUAAAGAGGUUUUGGAGCAUGAGUCAGGUUUCCAGCGGGAGUGAUUUAGAUUUAGACAUUGACUUGGAGAGUGGAGGAACAAGAAGUGAGGAGGAUGUGAGCAGAAAUUUGGGCUGUGGUUAUACGAAUUCAAAAAGGCUGUUGGGUAGGGUCAGGAGUGGGUUAAUUAGUUCUGAUUCACUAAGUGAAUGUGCAAGUGACGAAGACUGUUCGUGUUCACAAUAUGACAAAAUAAUAAGUUCUGAUGAAAUUCCUGCCAUGAACAAGGAACAGUUGGGGAGAUAUGCACAGGUUGGGCUUAAGAAGGGAGAUGAUGAAAAGCCUAAGAAGCAGAAGAAUUCUACUAAGCCAUCAAAGCCUCCUCGUCCCCCUAGGGGUCCUUUAUUGGAUGCUUCUGACUUGAAGUUGUUGAAGGAAAUUACUGAGCUCAAGUUGAAACAUAGAACGAUUGAAAGAAGUAGGACUAUGAGGAAAGUAAAAAAGGAGAAGGCAUCAUCAUUGAAAACUAAUGUUCUUGCAUGCUUGGUGACUGUGGCCUUUUUACUGGUUAUCAUCUUUGAAGGCUGCAGCAUAGUUAUGCCAUAGCUUAAAAAGUUCAGAGAGUAAUGAGGGUGGCAUUAGAGACCGGUGUGGUGCCUCCAAAGAGCUAACUUUUUAUUUGUUUUUUUGCCUUUUCAUUCCUUCUCUCUCACUCUUUUAGUUGAAGUCAGCACACCACAAAGCACAAUCUAGAGACUUUUGUUGUACUCCAUCAUUGUACAAAUUGGGAUCUUCCUCCUAACACUUAUUGAUGGACUGACUCUUCACAUGUGUCUACCUUCUCUAUCUUUCAUGUGUUUUGAGUUCA
Messenger RNA from Salvia splendens (bonfire salvia), 1695 nucleotides. RefSeq lists its product as uncharacterized. Lineage: Eukaryota; Viridiplantae; Streptophyta; Magnoliopsida; Lamiales; Lamiaceae. The transcript has 2 exons. The record is from RefSeq and is a predicted model, not a curated record. The coding region runs from base 867 to 1433 and encodes 188 amino acids.